CUUUGACUCUAGGGUUUGACCAUUGAAUUAAAAAAAAAGGAAACUCUAUCUUCUCUGUCUUCUCAUGCUCACUCCUCCCAUUGCCGCCCAGCCAGUCCGACUCCGUUGGCGUCAACCGACCCACCAGCCCUCCUUUCUCAACGCUAAGUCUCAAUCGUUCUUUCCCAUUCCCUCUCUCCAUUUCUCUCACUCAUGGCCACCCAACCGUAGCAAACGCCAGACUUUCGCCCAACUCCGCCGCCGUCCCUGUCUCCGCAGGCCACGACCACCGCACGCCGUCUUCGUAUAUCCGCCUUUGCCCUAUCCGCCACAGCCCAGAAUCGCCGCUGACGUUCUUCAAGCUCGUCGCUGCCGCGGUAACUUCUCGUCGAUCGCCGGCGCUGUUUGUUCUCGUACUAGUUAAGAGUUUCUGAGGGAUUUUUGGGUUUCAUUGUAAUGACUUCAGUUAGAGGUCUUGGAAAGUUGGGUAGUUACUAUGAUUCUCUAAUUGGAACGACGUGGAAUGCAUUUUAUGGAAAUCACUAGCUAGAAGCCUAGAAAAGGAAACAUAAUUCACUUCUUCACUACUCAAAAUUUGGAAGCAGUAGUCGCCGUAGCCAAAAGGAGAUGGAGGACAAGGAGAAGAAGGGGCUAGAAGGCACUGGUUCGUGUCUUCCAGUCAAUCACCAUGGCAACUUGAAGAGUGCUUCUAGCGAUCAAGAUUUCAAGGAUGUUCUUCUUCAAAUCAAGUCCUCCAAAACCACUGCAGUUAUCAAUUAUGGGGCAUCUUGGUGUCGUGUGUGCAGUCAGAUUCUUCCAGCAUUUUGUCGAUUGAGUAACAAUUUUCCGAAAGUUUCUUUCAUCUAUGCAGACAUUGAUGAAUGCCCAGAAACAACUCAACACAUUCGUUACACUCCGACAUUUCAUUUUUACCGUGACGGUGAAAGAGUGGAUGAGAUGUUUGGUGCUGGGGAGGAACGACUGCACGACAGGUUGUGGUUGCACUCUUAAAGACAAGAUAGGUUGAGCACCAUAUUAUUAUCCCUAAUUAUUAGGAAGGAAUGCGCACUAUAUAGCUACAUUGCUAAUGGCUUUGUUUUGGUAUUUGAUCUUCAAAGAUUGAGCUUGUUUGUUGAAUCUCAUUUUCCUUGAUAAACAUAAUGGUUUGAGCUAGUUUUUCCCCUUUUGAAGGCAUGUAGAACAGUUACGGUUGUCGAUGUUAGGUUUGUUUUGAUUUCGAUUAAGUUGCUACAUGCUCGUCAUGUAUCGACUCCUGAUCAAAGUCAAGUUUUAAAAGAACUGAUACCUAUAUAGUAAAUUUAUAAUGGGUACGUAAUUUCGUCUUA
Molecule: messenger RNA, 1325 nt
Organism: Cucumis melo (muskmelon)
Lineage: Eukaryota; Viridiplantae; Streptophyta; Magnoliopsida; Cucurbitales; Cucurbitaceae
Product: thioredoxin-like 3-3
Exons: 5
Coding region: 607-990 (127 amino acids)
Source: RefSeq, a predicted model, not a curated record